AUGUCUACGACACAGGAAGACUAUUUUGGCGACGCCAUCAAUUCCGAUGCGCCGGAGACCCGUCCAAAGCAUCAUCAUCACCAUCGCCGCCAUAAACAUAGUAAACCUCGUACAUAUACUCCACCAGAUUCAGAAGCCGAGCCUGUUUCUCCUGGAGAAACAUACCCUGACGAAAGAGAAUACAAAAAACCAAGUCGUCGACACCACCGACAUCGUGAAGCUCCACCAACUACUUAUGAUCGGGAAAGAUCAGAUACCGAUACUGAUAUCGAUGUCGAUAGUAUCGACGACGGUAAAAGAAGAAGAAGAAAAAAGCAUAGACAUAGACAUCGAGAAAGGGUUCCAGACGACGCAAGCAGCAUUGUCGCUGAACCGGAGAGUGAGACUGAUGACGAUAGAAGCCAUAAGGGGUCUACUACAUCCUCCCACGGGAGAAUGAGAACUCGCGAUAGAGCAAAGAGUGCAGGAGAAUCUGCCAUCACCGCCUUGGGUCUUGGAGAGACCUAUAGGAGGGCUAGAUCAAAGAGUCGAGGGAGAAGGUCACCUGCCGAUUCGGAUGAGGGAUACGAUUCCAACAGUGAGGUUGAUCGGAGGUCUAGAUCACGGUCAAAGGGAAAUGGGACUACAGCACAAGCUGCGGUUAUUGCUGCAGUAGUUGAAGCGUUCAGGGCCAGGAAGGAACCAGGGGGUGUAACAGGAUCAAAGAGUUUAAAGAGAAUAGUCGAAGCCGCUGUUGCUAGUGGCGUAGUCGAGAAGAUCUUGGAUCGGAAGGGUGGUGAGGAAAACGGGAAAGGGAACAGGAGAAUUGCAGAAGCAGUGUUAGCCGGACUGGCAGCCCAAAGAGGCCUUAACGGGAGAAGGCAGAGGCAGAGAGGUGAUGGAGACGAUAAAGCAAGCCGGGUCAAGGAUUUAGCAACUAGUGGACUUAUCGCAGCGGCUGGUAAGAAGUUCCUAGACUAUCAGAGAUCGAGGUCGCAAUCCAGACCGCGAGGAAGAUCUGAUAGCGAAUCACCAGAACGACCUGGAUUGGAUCGUCGCCGGAGCCGAAGUAUGGGCGAAGCGCUUGCAGCCCUCGGUCUCGGCGGUCUUGCAGCAGAGCGAUUCGGACGCAGCCGUCGGGAUAGCCGCGGGUCCAAAUCGUCUCGAAGGUCAAAUGGCGACCGAGAUGAUUCUUCCUCCGACAGUAGCCUUUCCGAUUCUGACCUGUCGAUCGACGAAUCAACGGAGAAAGACCGCCUUAAGAGGCUUCGCCGCAAAGAAAUUAUCAGCGUAGCCCUUGCCCUGCUUGCAACCAUUAAUCUUGGCCAUGUUAGUUAUGAAGCCCGUGAGAAGCGAGCCCUUCGAAAGGAAAAGGUUGAAUCCGGAAGAAUCAACGAAGAUGAAUCCGACAAAUUAAGAAACAAAGCUCUCCUCAAGGAUGCAACUGCUGUCGGCCUCGCUAUUCUUGCCGCUGCUGAAGCCGUCAAAGCUUUCAAGAAAGCACAGGAGAGUCGUCACAGUUACAAUGAGUUCUGCGAAAAAAGACCAAGAAUUGAACAACAUCGCCGCCAAAAAUUGAUAAAAGAGGCGAUUGCAGAAGAAAGAACCCGUUCACCACCCGGAGUUGAUUCUAGCAGAUAUUAUAGCCAGCCAGGGUAUAUGGGCCCCCCACCAGGAUCAAGAGCGAACGUCUCUGGAUACCCAGCGUAUCCGAGUUCAGGGCCCAUUCCAACCUACGGUGGCCGAGAUGCUUAUAGCACGAGAGAUGGAAGGGAAAUUCCAGUGGUAUAUCCCAGCAGCGUUACCCAUGCUUAG
This is a messenger RNA of Orbilia oligospora ATCC 24927, 1794 nucleotides long. RefSeq lists its product as uncharacterized. The record is from RefSeq and is a predicted model, not a curated record. The coding region runs from base 1 to 1794 and encodes 597 amino acids. Lineage: Eukaryota; Fungi; Ascomycota; Orbiliomycetes; Orbiliales; Orbiliaceae. The transcript has a single exon.